GGCUUGUAGGAUUAUUAGGGGGAAAGGGGAGGGGGGGCAGCUGUUUGAGACCAGACGAUUGGGAUCCUCGGUUCUGCAUUGAAGGCGCUCUCUCCCCCCCCCUCUUCUCUCAACCCCCCCCCCAUUGCAUUUUAGGCAUCCCCUCCCCAAUUGUUUUGUUAGUAUAGUUCUCCCCCCCUUCCUUUCCUUCCCUCCUUCCUCCCAUCAGGAGGGAGGGGCCACCUCGCUUCUCUCUCCCCCCCUCCCCUCCCCUCCCCUUCAAGCCGAGCGGAGCCAUCCACGGGCGAACCUGCGGGGCUGGGGAGGGGAGACCCCCCCCCGGCCUGGUCUUCAGCCCACCUGCCCUCGCAGGAGCCGGCCGGCCACUCGCCCCUAGAGCCCGGCGCUGCAGGAGAGGGGGGGGCAUCCGGAGGGGGGGGCGCCUGGGCCGAGGGGGGGGGGAGGAAAGGACGGCGCUGGAGGGGCCGGGGGGAGGCAGGCAGGCAGGCAGGCGAGGCUACUGCGCUUGGAGUCGAGGGGAGCGGCGGCGGCGGCGGCGGCGGCGCUGCGGGGGGAGGCCAAUGCCAUUUCCCACCCAGAGCGGCGGGCGGCGAGAAUGAGAGAUGCCGGUGAAAGAUAGGAUGGUGGCGGGCGAGUUGAGCAUGUAUAGCCCAAUCCUAGCCUGCUGGCAGCCGAUUCUCAUCUUGAUGCUGGGAUCCAUCCUCUCCGGCUCCGCCACGGGCUGCCCGCCCCGCUGCGACUGCUCUGCUCAGGAACGCUCCGUGCUGUGCCAUCGGAAGCGGUUCUUGAUGGUGCCCGAGGGCAUCCCCACGGAGACCAAACUGUUGGACCUGGGCAAGAAUCGCAUCAAGACUCUCAACCCGGACGAGUUUGCCAAUUUUCCUCACUUGGAGGAGCUGGAGCUGAACGAGAACAUCAUCAGCGCCAUCGAGCCGGGCGCUUUCAACAACCUCUUCAACCUCAGGACUCUGGGUCUCCGGAGCAACCGGCUCAAGCUGAUCCCCAUCGGGGUCUUCACGGGACUCAGCAAUCUGACCAGGUUGGACAUUAGCGAGAACAAAAUUGUGAUCCUUCUAGAUUAUAUGUUCCAGGACUUGUACAACCUCAAGUCUUUGGAGGUCGGGGACAACGACCUGGUUUACAUCUCCCACCGGGCCUUUAACGGCCUCAAUAGCUUGGAACAACUGACCUUGGAGAAAUGCAACUUGACCACCAUCCCUACGGAGGCGCUCUCUCAUUUGCACAGCCUCAUCGUGCUGCAGCUGCGCCACCUGAACAUCAACGCCAUCAGGGAUUACUCGUUUAAGAGGCUGUACAGACUCAAAGUCCUGGAGAUCUCUCACUGGCCGUAUCUAGACACCAUGACGUCCAAUUGCCUGUAUGGGCUGAACUUAACGUCCUUGUCCAUCACCCACUGCAACCUGACUUCCGUCCCUUAUAUCUCCUUGAGGCACCUGGUUUAUCUCAGGUUCCUGAACCUGUCCUACAACCCCAUCACCAUGAUCGAAGGCUCCAUGCUUCACGACCUACUCAGGCUGCAGGAGAUACAGCUGGUCGGGGGCCAGCUGGCGGUGGUGGAACCGUACGCUUUCCGGGGCCUCAACUACUUGCGCAUCUUGAACGUUUCGGGGAACCUUCUGAACACCUUGGAAGAGUCGACCUUCCACUCGGUCGGGAACCUAGAAACACUCAUCAUCGACAACAACCCCUUGGCUUGCGACUGCCGGCUCCUUUGGAUUUUCCGACGGCGCUGGAGGCUGAAUUUUAACAAACGGCAGCCCACCUGCGCCACGCCCGAGUUUGUCCAGGGGAAAGAGUUCAAGGAUUUUUCCGAGGCGCUCCUGCCCAACUACUUCAUCUGCCGCCGGUCCCGGAUACGGGACCGCAAGCCCCAGCAGAUCUUUGUGGACGAAGGCCACACGGUGCAGUUCGUCUGCCGCGCGGAUGGCGACCCGCCUCCCACCAUUAUGUGGCUCUCUCCGAGGAAACACCUCAUCUCUACCAAAACCAACGGGCGGCUGACCGUCUUCCCCGAUGGCACGCUGGAGGUGCGCUAUGCCCAGAUCCAGGACAACGGCACCUACCUAUGCAUCGCCAGUAACGCUGGUGGCAAUGAUACCAUGUUGGCGCACUUGCACGUCCGCAGUUACUCCCCAGACUGGCCCCACCAGCCCAAUAAGACCUUCGCUUUCAUCUCCAACCAGCCCAACGAGAGUGACGCUAACAGCACGCGCGCCACCGUGCCUUUCCCCUUUGACAUCAAGACCCUCAUCAUCGCCACCACUAUGGGGUUCAUCUCUUUCCUGGGGGUCGUCCUCUUCUGCCUGGUGCUCCUCUUCCUGUGGAGCAGGGGCAAAGGAAACACCAAGCACAAUAUCGAGAUCGAAUACGUCCCGCGCAAAUCCGACGCGGGCAUCAGUUCCGCCGCCGACGCGCCGCGCAAGUUCAACAUGAAAAUGAUCUGACUCACACGCCGCAACACACAAAAAAAAGCAAUUGUUGAAACUCGAUGAGAGGGUUCUUUUUUAAAAAAAUAAUAAAAUAAAAUUUGAAAAGAGAAGACCGUGUGUCAAACAUACCGAGCUCUCUUCUCUUCGCCCCGUCCCCUGUUCCGUUCCCCCACUGCCCCGCAUCACUUCUCCCUCCUCGUCCUCUUUGUGAAAAUGUUCUGCUGACGUCUCCAGAACUUCCUGUGUUUGUAGGACAUAUUCUGACAAGACUCCAGGUGUCAAUCCUGACGGUGAGAGGAAAUUUAAAAAAAAAAUUCCAAAACAACAAAUCGACAACAGGAAAAGUUACAAACUUCCUCUGUAGCUUUUGGUUUCAAUAAUGAUGGAUUUUUAUGAAAACUUGAAAUAAUAAAAGAACUAUUUCCUAUA
This is a messenger RNA of Sphaerodactylus townsendi, 2879 nucleotides long. RefSeq names its product leucine rich repeat and Ig domain containing 1 (gene LINGO1). Gene Ontology annotation, cellular component: plasma membrane. Lineage: Eukaryota; Metazoa; Chordata; Lepidosauria; Squamata; Sphaerodactylidae. The record is from RefSeq and is a predicted model, not a curated record. Gene Ontology annotation, molecular function: protein binding.